This is a messenger RNA of Rubroshorea leprosula, 1315 nucleotides long. NCBI's taxonomy places the organism in Eukaryota, Viridiplantae, Streptophyta, Magnoliopsida, Malvales, Dipterocarpaceae. The record is from the annotation of a GenBank genome assembly.
ACUUGGCAACCAAAAAAUUAACCAAAUGCAGUUCAGGCUUUUAUUAUUGGACACUGUCGUAGCUGAGUGCCAUCUUACAGAAUAUACAGAAAUCAUACGAGCAAAAGAAACCUGACUGUACUGUAGCACACACCAGAAACCUUAGCCAAUAUCACUCAAUUUGUUAAGAUGACAAGGCUUGAUCAAUGCACAGCAUCACACAAACUGCUCAAGGCACUCAUCAAGCUGAUUGAUGUACUUCGUGGAACAAAACAAAAGAGACACCGUGAUGGGUAUGAAGAUCGAGCUACAAUCUUGCGGAAAGUAUCUUCAGCUGCUGAUUUCAUUUGGUCAGACUCUCCUCUUGAGAUCCUGGGUUCAGUUACUUCCAUAACAUUUGACGAUGCAGCUUCUUUGCACACUAAGGAUCACAGUUUAACAACAGAAGAGGUUAAAGCUCUUUGUGAUGACCUGCGUGUAGGGGAGGGAGAUUUGGGGAAGUAUGAUACUCCAGCUACUGAUACGAGUGAUUCAUCUUCAGAUGAUUCCAAGGAUGAGGAUAGCGAUACCAAAGCUGAGAUUCUGGCUUGUGCUAAGAAGAUGCUGAGAAAGAAGCAAAGGGAACAAAUACUGGACGAUGCCUACAACAAGUACAUGUUUGAUGAUGAGGGCUUGCCCAUAUGGUUUUUGGAGGAAGAGAGGAGACACCGUCAACCAAUUAAGCCUGUCACUAAAGAAGAUAUUGCUGCUAUGCCAGAAAAAUUCAAAGAAAUUAAUGUCCGGCCUGCUAAGAAGGUAGCAGAUGCAAAAGCGCAAAAGAAGCGGGCAACCACGAGGAAGCUUGAGAAGGUUCGGAAGAAAGCAAACAGUAUAUCAGAUCAAGCAGACAUCUCAGAUCGUUCAAAGAGGAAGCUAAUUGAGGAGCUAUAUGAGAAGGCUACGCCCAAGAGACCAAAGAAGGAAUUUGUAGUGGUAAAGAAAGGAGUUCGAGUCAAGGCUGGCAAGGGUAAGGUCCUUGUUGAUCGAAGGAUGAAAAAGGAUGCGAGGAUAAGGGGAAUGGGUAAGCCGGACAAAGGCAGUUCAAAGAAGGGAAAGAAGGUAAAGGCUCAGAAAGGUAGAGAUUCUGCUAGGUCUUCUGGGAAGAAGGGAAACAAAGGAAAGAUGGGCAUGCAUGACUAAAACAGUUACAAGUCUACAAAAUAUGACCUUUUUGGCUCGGUAGUGCUCUCUCUUCUUCUUCUACUACUUCUUCUUCUUCUUUUUUAAUGUUAAUCCUAUGGUUUAGGAUUUGAUUCAAAUCAUUAUGCUAUAGGUAAAAGAAAAAACAAGCUUCUGU